This is a messenger RNA of Klebsormidium nitens, 689 nucleotides long. The record is from the annotation of a GenBank genome assembly. NCBI's taxonomy places the organism in Eukaryota, Viridiplantae, Streptophyta, Klebsormidiophyceae, Klebsormidiales, Klebsormidiaceae.
CCCUCAUCAACCCUUGGCGACCGCACCUUUUUGGACGCCAUGGCUGACGACGCUGCCGGAGGGGAGGCCCCCAAGAAGCGUACGUUCAAGAAGUUUACCUUCCGGGGGGUGGACCUGGAUGCUCUGCUGGACAUGAGCACAGACGAGCUGGUGGAGCUUUUCCACGCCAGGGCGCGCAGACGAUUCCAGAGGGGUCUGAAGAGGAAGCCGCUCGCUCUCAUCAAGAAGCUGCGGAAGGCCAAGAAGGAGGCGGAACCCGGGGAGAAGCCGGAGCCGGUGAGGACGCACCUGAGGAACAUGAUCAUCGUCCCCGAGAUGAUUGGCAGCAUCAUUGGAGUGUACAACGGCAAGACCUUCAACCAGGUGGAAAUCAAGCCCGAGAUGAUUGGCCACUACCUUGGCGAGUUCUCCAUCUCAUACAAGCCUGUGAAGCACGGGCGGCCCGGUAUUGGUGCCACUCACUCCUCCCGUUUCAUUCCUCUAAAGUAGGCCCUUCAAAGGAUAGGCCAGAUGUGGAGGACUUUGCAACUGGUGGCAGUCAGCAUUCAGAACCAGCCAUGAUUCUUGCGUGCCUCUCUUUCCCCCGAAUUACUUACAUCUUCCGGAAUCGACAAUACUGGAUGCCGUGAAGUUGACGGUCUGGACCCGGGAUUGAUCUGUUUAAGGUUGCCGUUAUGCAUGGUUUUUGC